Molecule: messenger RNA, 1953 nt
Organism: Pieris brassicae (large cabbage white)
Lineage: Eukaryota; Metazoa; Arthropoda; Insecta; Lepidoptera; Pieridae
Gene: fbp
Product: fructose-1,6-bisphosphatase 1
Exons: 6
Coding region: 66-1076 (336 amino acids)
Biological process (GO): fructose 1,6-bisphosphate metabolic process; gluconeogenesis; sucrose biosynthetic process
Cellular component (GO): cytoplasm; cytosol
Molecular function (GO): fructose 1,6-bisphosphate 1-phosphatase activity
Source: RefSeq, a predicted model, not a curated record
CAUUCAGUCGGUCGGUGACAGCGCGCCGCGAUUCCCGCGUUUGUUAUCAAUUACUUUUUGUUAAAAUGUCUCAACAAGGACCUGCCUUUGAUGUAAAUGCAAUGACUUUGACCCGUUGGGUCUUAGCUCAGCAAAGAACAGUUCCAGGGGCCACUGGGGACUUGACACAACUUCUAAAUUCAAUACAAACGGCUGUCAAGGCUAUACAGUCAGCUGUGAGGAAGGCCGGUAUCGCCAAACUUCAUGGCAUAUCUGGCAAUACAAACGUGCAAGGUGAAGAGGUGAAGAAGCUGGACGUGCUCUCAAAUGACCUCUUCAUCAACAUGCUGAAAUCAUCCUUCACCACCUGCAUGCUUGUGUCUGAGGAGAAUUCAACUGUUAUUGAGGUUGAAACAGAAAGGCGAGGAAAAUACGUGGUGUGCUUCGAUCCACUAGAUGGCUCUUCCAAUAUAGACUGUUUAGUAUCUGUUGGCUCUAUCUUUGCUAUUUAUAAAAAGACAUCAGAAGGCGAGCCUACUGAAUCCGACGCUCUACGCCCCGGACGGGAGCUAGUUGCGGCAGGCUAUGCCCUUUACGGGUCAGCAACCAUGAUGGUACUAGCCAUAGGAAAAGGCAAGGGCGUUAAUGGGUUUAUGUAUGACCCCUCUAUAGGAGAAUUCAUAUUAACUGACCCCAAUAUGAGAAUACCGGAGAAGGGGAAGAUAUAUUCUAUCAAUGAAGGUUACGCGGCGGAGUGGGCAAGUGGUUUAAAAAAAUAUAUCGAAGACAGGAAAAACCCAUCGCGUGGCAAAGCGUAUGGAGCACGAUAUGUGGGAUCGAUGGUUGCUGACGUACAUCGGACAAUUAAAUAUGGCGGUAUUUUUAUGUACCCCGCUACAAACUCAGCCCCAAAUGGAAAGCUCCGCCUUCUAUAUGAGUGCAACCCAAUGUCGUUUAUAGUAACAGAGGCAGGUGGGCUCGCAACGAAUGGUCAUAUACCAAUUCUGGACAUACAGCCUUCCUCAAUUCAUCAGCGAGCACCAUGCUACCUUGGCUCCAAGAAAGACAUAGAAGAGUUAAUGAGCUAUUUUCAAUAACUUACUAUUCAUUCAUAAAAAAGUUUCACUAUACUAGAUUUUUUUUUUGUUUUUUAAGAACGUAGGAUAAUAUAAAUAAAACAACAAUAAUUGUCCAAAAUAUAAUUCAUACCAUUACAAACGCAUCCAUAUAACAAUUACAGUCUUGUAUCUAUGGUUCUAAAACCAAAACCUUUAUGUAUAGUAUGGUUAAUAAGUCACUGUCUGUGGUCAUUUGUUACCACUGCAUAAUAUUGAAAGUAUAUUUAAAUUUUAAACCAAUUAUAUUUGUGUAAUUUUUUCUAUAAUUAAUGAACAGCAUUAUAUUUCUAAGAUAAAUGGAAAAUUAGUAAUUUUAAAAUAAUCUACACAUUUUCUUACAAUUGUGUACAAGCCAUGUAAUAUCAGUCAUCAUCCAAAUAGAAUCUGUAUUUUAUAGACAAUUAACGGCAGUAUACAUUUUUAAAAUGAUCUGUCAAUACUGACAUAUGACUGGAACGAUAGCACAUUCUCCAGUUUAUAAAUUAGCAUAAAUAUUAUCUAUGAAACCAAUGCAUUCUACAAUGCGAUAGCAAAUCCUAAAAUCGGAUGUAUUUAUUAUGAAAUAUUCAGACAGAGAUCUGUGUUUUAAGUGUAAUGUGUAAAGAUUGUUUUCUAAGCAGGAAAAUAGUCUCGCCGUCGGCCAUGCAUUGGUUAUCUAUAGAGUACUAAGGUAUCUAUGGUCAAACCGAGAUGUGUAUAUUAUGAAUAAUUAUUUGUAUAAAUAAGCCACAAAGGUAAGGCUUACGCAGUAAGCGCGAGGAACUGGUGAAACACAUCAAGUAUAUGCGGAUCCAAGUCUUGAGUGAAGAGCAACGUCUCUAAUGUACUACUGUACUUUUGAACUUGCUCGUGAUGC